Postia placenta MAD-698-R-SB12 is the source of this 1614-nucleotide messenger RNA. RefSeq lists its product as hypothetical. The transcript has 5 exons. Gene Ontology annotation, biological process: peptidyl-serine phosphorylation; endocytosis; signal transduction. Gene Ontology annotation, molecular function: protein serine/threonine kinase activity; ATP binding. The record is from RefSeq and is a predicted model, not a curated record. Gene Ontology annotation, cellular component: cytoplasm; nucleus. Bases 1 to 1614 code for a protein of 537 amino acids. NCBI's taxonomy places the organism in Eukaryota, Fungi, Basidiomycota, Agaricomycetes, Polyporales, Adustoporiaceae.
AUGCCCGAAACUCAACAUGACUACCCUGACGUUGUCGCGAAUUACUUGCUGCAGGAAUGUCUCGGGUCCGGAUUUUCAGGCUCCAUCUUUCGCGGUGUCAACGUUUACAACGGCCAACAAGCUGCUGUCAAACUUCAGCCCGUAGAUGUAGACUGUCCCACUAAUAUGUUCGAGCGCAACUUCUACCCUGCCAUUCAGGGAGGCAUGGGUAUACCAAGUCUACACGCAUGUGGUGUGCAAGGCAAAUAUGAUUACCUUGUAAUCGAUCUGCUAGGCCCCAGUCUUGAUUCACUCUUCCGCAAGAGUGGCAAGGAUGUCAUGGACCUACGGAGCGUAUGCUGUAUCGCAAUGCAAGUGAUCUCCCGAUUAGAGCACAUGCACGGCAAGGGCGUCCUGCACCGAGAUAUCCAGCUCGGGAACUGUGUAGUCGGACUAGGCUCCAACAAAUGGCUCAUCUACAUGAUUGAUUUUGGGUUUUCCAAAUUCUUCAUCGAUCAGACUACCAGACGACACAUACCUGAUAGCAAGGAGCCGCGCGACUUCAUUGGGAACUACUGGUUCACCUCUGUGGGUGUUCAUUGUAAGGGAAAAGUGCCCUCAAGGCGCGAUGAUAUGGAGGCGGUGGCGCUCAUGCUCAUUCAUCUGUUGACGCCUGGUGGACUCAGCUGGACACGUAACGGCGUCCCCAGGACUGACGCCGAACACGACCGCUUAAUCCGUGAGAAGCGCAAGGCCCGACCGGAAGACCUCUGCCGUGGGCUGCCCGCAGAGUUCGAGGAGUUCCUGCGGUACUGCAGGCGGCUGAAAUUCGAGGCGUGCCCGGACUAUAACUAUUGGGUGAACGAGUUCCGAGAGCUGCUCGGAGAGAAUGGCUACCCUACUUCCUCCAGAUUCGUCUGGCCGCCACUUGAUCCUAAGGUAUGUUGUCCUGCGGGGCGCACUAUGCCGCCAGCACGACGACCGCCAGCAAAUGACACCGACAUGGUGGGCAUUCUGAAUGAACUUGCCAAUCUCCAGAUAGGGGAGCGACCGGUGCUCGCAAAUCGCAACGCAAUGGUGAACGGCGUCCGUGUCAAUGCCGCAGAGGGCAAGAAGUCAAAUACUACUGAGACGACGAUCGUGCUCAGCAGCGGCGACGAGAAUACACAGGGCAAGGGGUCCGCACAACUCCCAAAGGCCGCACACCUGGCGAAAUUGAGGCGCACAGUAUCGCAAGUGACAAAUAACGAGGCCCUCGCGGAAGUUGUCGACGAGUUCGUGCAGGUCCUGCAGACACACCGCUCGCGGACGCUGACGAAGGAGGCUUUUGCCUUCUUGGACGCGCUGUACAAGCAGCUCGCGGACCCGUCCGUGUAUGUCCGGCCAAUGCGCACGUCACUGCCGCGGGAUAGCGCUGAGGCAAGGGAAAAUGCGCCGGUGCAGCGACGCUAUGCCAAACAGAACAAGCUGUGGCUCCUCCGGCGGGACGUGGCCCGCGCGCGGAACAAUCAGGCCAUCGCGCAGAUGGUGGUCGAGUUUGGGGCCACCAUAAAUAAAAGCAGCGGGCGAACGAUCACGAAGGAUGCAUUUGCCUUCCUGGACGGUUUGAGCGAACGACUGCGGACAUUGGCCUAG